AUGAUACCGGCAAGGAGGGGGAAGAGGAAGAACCUCUGGAAGAAGACCUUAAUGUCGACUGACACUGAACUGCCCUGGAGCUUGUCCCGGAGUGAAGAAAAAGGAGCUAAGAAGGGGCGGAAGGAACUUCGUUUGUCAGAGCUCACCAAGGAGCUACAGCUGCAGUUCACGGGUCCUGAUGGUUCCGACAGUCGGGAAUGGGAAGCUUGGCAGUCCAAAGAGGCCUGUGAUGUUUUGAGCCUGGCUGACAGCCGCAGAGUUCAAGAGGAGAAGCCUGAUCUGAUCAUUCCUACAAGAUGGGUCAGAACAAACAAGAAUGAAGGUUUGCAAGGAGAACCUUUUAAGGCCAAGAGCAGAUUGGUUGUACAAGGUUUCAAGGACAAGUCAUUGGGCGAGUACCGCCGGGAUGCCCCAACAGCAUCGGCUAUGGCGGAAAGCAUUUGCCUGGCAGUGUGUGCCUACCUUGGUUUUGUUUUGAUAGCCAAGGAUGUGAAGAACGCGUAUUUUUCUGGCAAGAGCAUUGGCAGAGAGCUUUACUUGGCACAGCCACGUGGAGGUUUGCCGGGAUUGCGUCCACAGCAGCUUUUGCUCGCCAAGAAGGCGAUAUACGGUUUUUCAGAGGCUGCACGUUUGUUUUGGCUUGCUUUAAGGGAGCAUUUGGUUUCAGAUGUUUGGGAAGAAAGCCGUUUAGAGCCUGCUCUCUUUUACCUCCGCCAGGAGGGCAAGUUGUGUUGCAUUUUGGUGACGCGUGUUGACGACAUUGAAGGAGGUCUUGCUCCUUCUCACCUGUCCAAGGGCUUUGAACGAAGCAGUCAGUCCCUGGAGUUUGCCACAGAUAGCGUGAGAAAGUUCUUUUUUCGGGGCCGAGAAGUUGAGCAGCAUGAAUCGGGCCAUGUGGACAUUUCUAUGCGUAACUACGCAUUGUCCAUGAAGCAGGUCAAGAUAGAUCCACAAAGGAAGAAGCAGUUGGAAUCAGAUUUGACCACCGCCGAAUCCGAAAUGAUGAAUAGCAUUGCUGGAGAGCUCGGUUGGUUGAGUCGACAACUACGUUGUGACCUGGCUUAUGAGAAUGGUGUGAUUCAGCGUUGCAAGUCGGAAGCAUGCAUUGCAGAUUUGUUGAAGCUCAAACAAUACAUUGGCAUGGCACGUCGUGGAGCGGAUUUUCGCCAGAGGUUCUGGGCAGAUGUCAAUCUGCGAGAGGCUGUGAUCAUAAUGUUGGCUGAUUCAGGUCAUGCAAAUGGCACCCCUGAGAGGAACGAGAAGGUCCGCUACAGGUCAGUUGGAGGAUACUUCAUCCUAGCUGCGAAUCCUGGAAUACUGGAAGGGAAAGAAGUUCGAUGCAACAUUCUUGCAUACCAUUCCACCCAGACGAAACGAGUCUGCAGGUCGACACUGGCUGCCGAGGCCAGCCAUUUGGCUGAAGCAGUGGAGGCUGGAGAUUGGUGCAUUGUGUUGCUUGAGGAGGCCCUUUCAGGAAAGGUUGAUUUGCAGAGCUGGACCAAAGUUGUUGAAGCCCGCCAGAGGGCAUAUGUUACAGAUGCCAAGUCGGUCUUCGACUACUUGCAGCGUGACGCAACAAGUACAUCCACUGACAAGAGGAUGGCUAUUGAGGGGGCUUUGCUACGGGAAACCGUUAGACAGCCUGGACCUCAUGUGAAAUGGAUUGAUGGUGAACAGAAUUUUGCAAAUGUUUUGACGAAGGCCAAUACUGACAAGACAGUUCUGAGAGAAUUUCUUCGAACAGGAAUGUUCACUUUGAAGCAAUCCAUGUCCAACCAGAAGGCCAAAGAGUUGAAGCAGCACCAACGGCAGAAGCGCAAUGAAGUCAAGCGCUCAGAUGGUGAUGUUUUGAAAGAACAGCUGCGGAAAGAAAGGAAGGCUAAAGUUUCAGCUGAAGUCCUUCAAGAAGCAUCUUCAGCCGAAGAAAAAGUACCGGUGUGA
This is a messenger RNA of Durusdinium trenchii, 1941 nucleotides long. The record is from the annotation of a GenBank genome assembly. NCBI's taxonomy places the organism in Eukaryota, Dinophyceae, Suessiales, Symbiodiniaceae.